Molecule: messenger RNA, 2847 nt
Organism: Magnusiomyces paraingens
Lineage: Eukaryota; Fungi; Ascomycota; Dipodascomycetes; Dipodascales; Dipodascaceae
Exons: 1
Coding region: 1-2847 (948 amino acids)
Source: RefSeq, a predicted model, not a curated record
AUGGUCUAUUCUCAAGAAUACGACACUAUUGUUGAUGGGCCUCCGUGCCUAAUAUUUCCUAGUGAUAAUGAAUCAAACACUUCGUCAGCUAAACUCGCGAAACCGAAAAUGAACGUCGCAAAGUCCAGCUCACUGGCUCCACCUUCAUCUAGCGCAAAGCAGCGCAAACCAGAAAAGACAGCAAUGGGAACACCAGCAGUCACUUUUGCUGGUAUUCACAAAAAAAAUGUAAAAUCUUCUGCAACUCCAGUAGCAACUACAAACGCCAAAACGAACUCACAGAUGAAAAAGUUUGGUUUACAACCUCCUACUCAUGAAAAACACUCUCGAACUCCAAAACUUGAAAAACAAAGCCAUAAUACUGUUCAUUAUCAUAAUAAUAAUAAUAAUAAUACCUUGGCUGUCCCCCGUUCUCCUUAUAUAAACGAGAAACAACAGUUACAUGCUGUCAACUUACAGCAACAACAACCUCAGUUACCCAGAUAUACUACCCCUAAUGUUGCAGUACCAGUAUCACAACUACAACCACAACCACCACAACAAUCAGAAGCAAUUCAAGCUGAAGUCCCCAUGGCAUUUAAAGUUGCUGGUGGUGCAUGGGAUUAUCUUAAACAAAUCUUCAAACCUCCACUAGUAACCACAGUCAGACCAGAUAUUGGUACUAUUCAAAACACUGCUAUUCCUGGCCAGUUCUCUCCUACUGGCCAGCAGUUUCAACAAAAUAGGCCCCCUCCUUACUUUCAGCAAGCACCUCAACGUUCACCAGCUCCUGCUCAUUUAAACGUUAUUCAUAAUCAACAGGCUACUGGUGUUCCUUUAGGAGCCCCCCUAAUAGCACCACAAGCUGGGUUCUCCCAGAUUCCUCCACAGCAAACUUUAGGACAAUUCCAACAAUGGAUACCUUCUAAUCCAAACAACGCUGGCCCUCGUCCGUUAGGCCUUGUACCGGGAGCAGCUUUUGGUACUCCUUUAAUGUCGCCAAUUACCGGGGUUGGUGUAAAUAAUCAUGUGCCUCCAUCAUCCGGUCCUCCACAUGCAAGUUUAAAAUACCCCGAUUUUUUCCCAAAAGAAGAUUCAGUUAACUACGAUCAAAUGUAUCUCAAAAUUAUUGAGGAAGACAACAAAGUUAAAUCUGGAAAGUCAAAUCAUUCUCUUUCGCAUAGACAAACUCCUAUUGAUUUGAUCAGAUCUGCCUCGACACCAUUGUUUGUGCUCAUUGCUUCGGUUAUUGCUCUUGCUAUGACCAGCUCCACAGUUCCUAGCACAAAUUUCUUUCAGCAAAUUGCAGGCUAUAUCAACUCGUUGGUCCGAACAUGUGCCGCGGUUGGUGGUUUGAUCAGUGCCAUCUUUUUAGGCAUCAAAUUUAUGACUGCUUCUCCAGCGACUAAUCGUGGAAAAGCUAGCAAUUUCGAAAUGAAGUUUGUCGCUGGCCAGUCUCUUGGAGAUGAAUAUGGCCAAAACCACUAUAACAAUGAAAGAAUCUCGCCAUUUGUGUCUCCACACUUUUUUCCAGCCUAUGUACCUCCUCAGCAAAAUCAAAUCUUUUACCCAAACCCCCCUCCGUUGAGUUUCAUACCCCCCUCAUAUAUUUCUCCGAUGAUAUCUCCUAAUAUGAUUUCAGUAACACCUCAGGUUAUGCCCACCCAAAUUCCAAUGUCUUCAAGUAUAGUUACACCUCAACUCCAUGUUCAACCGCCCACCAUUCCUAAUUCUCAAAAUACGAAACUGUCAGGAUCAACGCUCCAAGUUCCACUUCAAACGCCGUCAACAAUACUUCCAGGGACACCCAUUUCUCGGACUGCAUCAGGCCAACUUUCCCCUGGAAUGUUGAAGCCGGAACUACUUUCUUCAGCUAAAAGUAAUAAGGAGAAUCCUCCUCCAUUGAAUAAGUACUUGUCGAAUAUUGGCGUUUCUUCAGCAACAGAAACACCGUUAAAUGAAGGUGCAACAAAAACUUCAUUAAACACACCAGCACAAAAUAUUUCUGAGCGAGUGGCUACCCCGGCUCUACCCCAAUUGGCACAAACGCCGUCCCCAAUUUUCCCAUUUGCUCAGACACCAACUUCUGUGCUUACCAAUGCUUCUAUUGCUAUGCCAAAUAAUGUUUUGAAAACCCCGCUUCAGAUCCCAGAUCCACAUAAAAUGGGCACUCCUUUACCAGCCACUGUGCCAGCUCCUGUGCCAGCUCCUGUCCCUAUAAUGUUGCCGGCCUCUCAACCAGCACUUGACCCAGAAGCAAAUGUACAGGCCAGCAACAAGGGAUUUGUCAAGCACAUUUCCUUUGUCCCUGCAGGCACGAUUCUAGACGAUAUGAAAUAUUUACCAGAUGAAAAGAUUGAUCCUGCAAAGUUACGAUAUUUUGAUCUUGCAGAUGAUAAACUACGCAACGAUUUGAAGGAGGAGUUGUUGCUGCGCAGCAACCAUGGCCACAUUUUGAUGCCACCAUUGCCUAAUGUUGAUGAUCCUGGUUUAGAACAUUUGGAGUUGCUUAAAGGUUCAUAUGCAACUUUCCCGUUAAAUAUGGAGACUUUAAAAGAAAAUCUUUCUGAUCGUGGGCUAAUGGGUGAGAAGCUGCCGCCGAUUAAUUACAAGCAGAUGUAUGAGGUCUUUGAAAAGAGGCUGGAUGCGGUAUCUAUGAGGCCUGCGAACGCCAGCAAAGACAAGGAUGGGACCAAGACCUUUGCGGAAAAAAAGGAGGAGCAGAUUAAGAGCAUUUUGAAAACUCCUAGUAAGAUCAAGUCUGCAACAUUACCUGGUGAUGCUAUUUUGGACGAUUAUUAUGUGGACGAUUACGCUUGCAAGCCGUACGGACCACCUCCUAAGCGAUAUCGCGCUCUUCGGGUAUAG